CAUCCGCGCCAGCACAGCAAAUCAGCGUGAGAGCUAUUCAAAGAGCCCAGCCGCCUUAUCCUCGCCGAUUGGCGAGCGACGGCGAGGAACGGCGUGUCCGUAAUAGAGCGCUAAAUCCAGCCUGCUUCUAGGCGCUGCUGUCUCCCCACCACUGUCCUUCUAUUUCCUUCUAUCCGUCUUGAUAAUGGAGAGUGACAUCGGCUUCACGGCAGCCCUGGAAGAGGCGAAGCAAGGCAGCCAGGAGGGUGGAGUUCCAAUUGGAGCUGCCUUGGUCUCCGCCGACGGGAAGAUUCUGGGUCGAGGCCAUAAUCAGCGCAUUCAAAAGGGAAGCGCCACUCUCCAUGCGGAAAUAUCAGCGCUUGAAAAUGCUGGAAGAUUGCCGGCUGCAACGUAUCGGGGUGCCACAAUGUAUACCACACUUUCGCCGUGUGACAUGUGCACGGGGGCUUGUGUCAUGUACCAAGUAAAACGAGUAGUUAUCGGCGAAAACAAAACAUUCGUGGGCGGCGAAGACUACCUUAAGCAGAAAGGGGUUGAAGUGGUCAUUCUGAAGAGCGACGAAUGUCAGGAGUUGAUGAAGAAGUUUAUCAAGGAGAAGCCUGAUGACUGGAAUGAAGACAUAGGCGAGGAGCUAUAGAUCUAGCGCCCUUUUUAUCUAAUACAAUCAAGGAGUUCUUUCAUUGACGCUUUUGUUGAUACACAUCAUGAUGAUCCAGCAUACUUGUGGAUUUCUUCAAAGAAGAACUUCAAAUCCUCUGGCUUGACGAAAGGAGUGAUGCCUGGGUCACGUUAGAAGAGGGCGCGACUUUCAUAGAAUGAAGAACUCACCAUGCCCGAGAUUAGCAAUCCAUCCCUGUUUGCCUCCCCCAAAUCCUGUCACCAU
Molecule: messenger RNA, 883 nt
Organism: Mytilinidion resinicola
Lineage: Eukaryota; Fungi; Ascomycota; Dothideomycetes; Mytilinidiales; Mytilinidiaceae
Product: cytosine deaminase
Exons: 4
Coding region: 185-637 (150 amino acids)
Cellular component (GO): nucleus; cytoplasm
Molecular function (GO): diaminohydroxyphosphoribosylaminopyrimidine deaminase activity
Source: RefSeq, a predicted model, not a curated record